AGUUAUAUGUAGAAUACAAACUAAUCAAUCAGCUUCGAUUGAGUGACAUCACAAAUGCAUGCUUUUGUGCAUGGGACCUUCCCGUCGAAUUCAUCGAUCUGUGGCCAGUACAGCACUGAUCGUGCAUAAAACCCCAUCACGUUACCACCGUCUCCGUGCCUUCACUUCCCGCUUCUCAUCUUCAUCAUGAAAGCCGCAGGAGCUAAUAAUCCCUGCUCUGCUUCUUCUUCUUCUUCUUCCUUCUCCUCCUCCUCUCGCUGCUGCUCUUCGUCGUCCACCGGCUUUUCCUCCACCAUCAAGAGAGAAGCUGAGGCAAUUGGUGGCAAGGAGAAGAAGGAGCAAGGCAGCGGCGGCAAGCACUCAUCUUACCGUGGCGUUCGGAUGCGUGCCUGGGGUAAAUGGGUGUCGGAGAUCCGUGAGCCGAAGAAGAACUCGAGGAUCUGGCUCGGAACGUUCCCCACCGCUGAGAUGGCCGCCCGGGCGCACGACGUGGCGGCGCUGGCCAUCAAGGGGCGGUCUGCGUACCUCAACUUCCCCGAACUGGCUUCCCAGCUGCCGCGCCCGGCGUCGUCAACGCCCAAGGACAUCCAAGCGGCGGCGGCGCUGGCAGCCGCCACCGCGGCCGGCGACCACAGCUCGAAGACCGAGACCUUAUCGUCGCAUUCGCCUGCUGCUACGCCGACGCCCAGCGACGACGACGACGGCGCGCUCUUCGACCUGCCUGAUCUCUUGCUCGAUCUGAGAGAAGACUUCUGCUACUUCUCGUCAUGGGAGGCUUCGAUAGCGGAGGAUGGCUUCGAGCUAAAGUUCGAGGAGCCAUUCUCGUGGGAAUAGCUCACUUCUCGAGUUAUACUGAAGACCUAGCCUUCGGUUGUUCCAUUAAGGGUCUCAAUGGACAUCUCAAACACAGCUCAAUAAGAACAAUACAAGCGAGUGUGAUGUAGGCAUCGAAUUCUGAUGUUUGAGAUACGAAAUGGAAUCCACGUAGGUGGAUUUUACUACCCCUGUUUCUUUGCUGCACAUGGAAAGAUUUGCUUCUCUUUGGAUCAAGAACUCGGCAUGGAAAUAAUUGAGUACAUCGCUAUCCAUGAUUUGGUCUCCCUUUCUGUUGAGGAAUCGGUACGCCGGCCCUACAUGAUGAUUACGAUGUCAUUUGGUGGGAUGACAAGGAAGACCUGUGUCUUGCUUUACCUAGUGGCAAAAACACUAUUUUUCUCGUCUCUGACAGUCAUGGAGAUCAUUCUCCAUCUUUAACUCAGUUCUAUCAACCAGCCAUGUAUCUGUUAUAUGCUGACAGUGACGUGUGGUUGGAGGUCGAUGUAAUGUCGGUACAUGCAAGCUGAGUAAAUCUACAUUCACAAUUUUAUUAGCAUUCAGACAAUCGACCAAGUAGCAUCCAAAAAGAAAUGUAGACAGAUAGAGAUAGAUAGAUAUAUCGAGAGAGAAAGAGAGACAGAGAGACAGAGAUGAAUCAUCUACGUUAACGUAU
Molecule: messenger RNA, 1489 nt
Organism: Musa acuminata AAA Group (dessert banana)
Lineage: Eukaryota; Viridiplantae; Streptophyta; Magnoliopsida; Zingiberales; Musaceae
Product: ethylene-responsive transcription factor ERF039-like
Exons: 1
Coding region: 187-834 (215 amino acids)
Biological process (GO): regulation of DNA-templated transcription
Molecular function (GO): DNA-binding transcription factor activity; DNA binding
Source: RefSeq, a predicted model, not a curated record